UUAUGUUUUGUUUUGAUCCCCAAAUGAAGAUCGUCGCAGCUAAUGGGUUAAUGCGAUUCGAUUGAUUCAGAUUCGCGUUCGACCUCUUCAAGAAUGAAAUCAAAGGGAAACGAUUUGACUUUAAAAUGACGAAUAUGACACCCGCUAAUCAUGUGACAAGAUUUGUCUUCAUUUCGUGGAAAUGUUUUGUGGUGGACGUUUAUUCACAGUAAGGUUUUAUUCAGAAUUGUACUUGUCGACAACACCCGAAUGAAAAAAAGACAAAUUGAAUCUAUCUAAACGUACACAUAUGUGUCGGUAUUCGUUUGAAGAGGUUAAAAUAUACAGAAAGUAUCCGUCGUUCGGUGCUGCAUUCAAUCCGAGAUCACCAAGCGAAAUAAUUGUCACACUUUCCAGCUUGGCAGAAAUCGCUGACUCUUAAACGGCGGAUUCACUCGCGCUCGUUUUCCAUUUUAACAGGCGCUAAUUGUCACCGAGACAAAAUCGGGGAGAAUAAAUAAAUCAGCGAGCGCGUUCGCCGCAGGUGGUGACGCGCGCGCGAUCGCGUCAGGGUGGUCCGCGUCGAUCUCGCGCAUUGUGACGUCGGAAACCGCGACCGUGGCUGUCCCGAUCCGUGGACGGUGGAUGAGGGGAGAGCAGAGGCUGUAAUAUCAUCAUUAUAUUACGUCACACAGAUGCACGCCGAUCGAGGGAUCGUUCGAGGCUUUCGUUUUUAUAUUGCGGUUACGGCACCAUUGUGCCGUCGGUGUCCACAAAAGGUCCCGGCCGGACUCCCGCCGGGAGAUGGUAUACGAUAUUGCGGGAUUGUUGAUUGGCCCGCUUCCCUGUCGACAGCUAUGGUAAUCUGUACGCAUUUCCUGUGCGUACCUUCCUCUUCCGACUGCGCCGCACGUCUUCACCUGCCGAAUCGGUGACUCGCCAGGACGCCGUGAGUUCGGUACAAUUUAGGAAACGUGUCGCAUAAUCGUCUAUAAGUUUUGACAUACUAACACUUUUCUCUGCACAUUAAGACGGAGAAGCCUUAAAUUUGACGAAUACAAAAAUGCAAGUUAUAUUACAAUGUUGAAUAUUGCUCGGAAAGCGGCAGCAAUUUUCAGUAAUGUUUUAACAAAUACUAAUCAAAUAAAAUAUAAUAUAUAACUUUUCAAGCUGUAGUAUUUCAAAAUUAAUAAUCAGAGUUUGUUGUGAAUGCCUUCACUCACUGUGAAUAUCGAUAUGUUGCGUUUAAUCAAUAAAGAUCGAUAUGAAUAGUUUUGACGUUGAUAAGUGCAGGACAUGCAUCGGCUAUCUGGUUUAUUUCCAAUAAAAUGUGUUGUUAAAAAUUAUCAGUUUAAUAGUCGCGUUUAAUGUGAAGUGACCACGGACGAUCAAUUGUAUUUACGACCGGCAAAAAAAAAUGUUGGCAAAUCAUGAUAGAACCACUGAUAAUUUUGACGAUGCUAAACUGUAUUUUCAUGUUCAGUUCCACAGUUACGACCUGCGCAUUGUGGUAAUUUUCCGUUGCGAAUUAUUUCAAUAUUUCCCCGGGCGCUUUGCGCAGCUAGAAUGUAAAACUGAUUCUCGAAAUUACUUGAAAGUACCGUUAUUUCGUAAUAUCGUUGCUCUAAGAUAAUUUCGUCGUAUGUGCCGCAUUAGGUGGCAGUAUCAGAGUCAUCACCGCUGUCCUAGAAAAAAAGCUGCUCGUCAAAAAUCUGAUUUGAAAAGAUCAAAGAGCAAAUAUACCCUGCGAACUGCUAAAAAACCAGGGCAAUCUAAUGCAGAUAUUAACGCUGUCAAUAAGACCAAUGUGAAAAUUCCUCGCGAGCGAAAAUGUCAAGGAUGUCAGAAGAAAAGAUCUAAGAAGAGUUUAGAAUAUUUGACAACAUACGAAAGGAAAAAUGGAAAGGAAACGUCAUCUCUGAACGGGCCAAAUGCGACAAAUUUUGAGAAGAAUACGAGAACGUCGGAGGCUUCCCAGACAGUAAACGACGCGAAAUCAACGGUCGUGAUGGAAUUCUCAACUGUUCAGAAAGUUGUGCAGAUCGUCGAUAACGACUCUGAUGUUAAUCCAGCGCGAGCUCCUUUUAAGGAAAUUGUUAUCCAGAAAGACACGACGGAUAAGAAAUAUGAUUAUAACGUCGAGCAGAAUUUUGCGACUGAUGUAACAACCCCGGAAAAUUUUUGAAAACCAUUUAAGCGGAUGGAUUCGAGAACAAUGCGAGUUGACUGACGAUAUCACGAAUCUUAAAAUUCGCAAAUGUCGCUACUUAAUGUUCCGCAAGAACUCGUAUGGUAAGAAAGAUAUCGUUAAAGAAGUCGCAAAAAGAAUCAGAAAUAAAGAAAAAUAAUUUUAAAAAUAUAGA
This is a messenger RNA of Dinoponera quadriceps, 2342 nucleotides long. RefSeq lists its product as uncharacterized. The record is from RefSeq and is a predicted model, not a curated record. NCBI's taxonomy places the organism in Eukaryota, Metazoa, Arthropoda, Insecta, Hymenoptera, Formicidae. The transcript is spliced from 2 exons. The coding region runs from base 1622 to 2164 and encodes 180 amino acids.